UAUUCGUAUUCCUCAUCAAUCAUACAUAUUCAAUAUCAUCAUCAUCAUCGGUGUCGUUAUGUACCAACCCUCCAACUGAGAGAGCGAGAGAGGGAGAGAGGGGGAGAGAGAUGGAGGGGAGAGCGAGGGGUUCACUGCCGUUUGUGGGGAUGAUGAUGGUGGUUCUGGCUCAGGCGGGCAACAUGGUGGUGAUGAAGAUGGCCAUGUCCGACGGGAUCAACAAGUACACCAUGGUCUUUUACAGUAACGCCCUCUCCUCUCUCGUCCUCCUUCCUUGUCCCUUCAUCUUCUCUCGCAGGUCAGGGUCAUGUCCUCCUCUCACUUCCUCUGUACUUGGCAAGAUCUUCUUGCUCGCUCUGGUUGGAUUCGCAGCACAGAUGUCUGGGUACGUCGGCAUCGAUUACAGCUCCCCUGUUCUGGGCACGGCCAUGAUGAACCUCAUCCCAGCUUUCACUUUCAUUCUCGCCAUUAUUUCAAGGAUGGAGAAAGUGAAUUGGAAAAGCUCAAGCAGCCAAGCUAAGCUUGUGGGAACCAUAGCUUCCAUCCUUGGUGCAUUCGUAGUCACUCUCUACAAGGGUCCACCGAUUCUCCCUUCACCAUCGCCUCCCUCCGUCCAACCUCGCCACCUUCUAUUUCUCCUCUCGCGACAAUCCAACUGGAUCCUUGGCGGGUUUCUCCUCAUGGCUGAAGCUUUCUUCAUAUCAUUGUUGUACAUCGGACAGGCAUUUAUCCUCAAAGAUUACCCCGUGGUGCUGAACAUAAUGUUCUAUUAUAUGUUCUUUUCGACUAUUCUUUCCUUGCUGUUGUCUGUCAUUACAGUGAGAGAACCAGAGUCAUGGAUUUUGAAUGUCGAUGUAGGUCUGAUUGCUAUUUUAUACUCGGCUCUUGUUGCUGGCGUCUUCAGAAUCACAAUGUGUACAUGGUGCCUGAAGAGAGCCGGACCUGUUUAUGUCUCCAUGUUCAAGCCCUUGGGAAUUGUAUUUGCUGUUGGAUUGGGGUUCAUAUUUCUAGGCGAGAUGUUACACCUUGGAAGCCUAAUUGGAGCACUCGUGAUUGUGAUGGGAUUCUACGUGGUAGUGUGGGGCAAGUCCAAACAGGAAGAGAAGACAAUCGAGGGCAGUGGGGUUGGGGAGUGCUUGGCGUCCUCCAGCCAUAAGAUUCCUUUGCUCCAAAGCAAUGCUUAAAGCGUAUAGACAUUCUUGGCGACACAAAAAAGU
Molecule: messenger RNA, 1217 nt
Organism: Rhodamnia argentea
Lineage: Eukaryota; Viridiplantae; Streptophyta; Magnoliopsida; Myrtales; Myrtaceae
Product: WAT1-related protein At5g40240-like
Exons: 7
Coding region: 111-1184 (357 amino acids)
Cellular component (GO): plasma membrane
Molecular function (GO): transmembrane transporter activity
Source: RefSeq, a predicted model, not a curated record